Rhizophagus irregularis DAOM 181602=DAOM 197198 is the source of this 222-nucleotide messenger RNA. The record is from RefSeq and is a predicted model, not a curated record. NCBI's taxonomy places the organism in Eukaryota, Fungi, Glomeromycota, Glomeromycetes, Glomerales, Glomeraceae.
UUAAAUUAUUAGAAGUGGGGUCACAAAACUAUGAAAGAAAGGAGAAACAACACAACAAACGGCAGGAAAUUUACUAAUAUCAGACAUUUUAGACAACUAGUCUUAUCGCUUCUUUACAAGCGAUCACAUGAUGAUUCUUGGUUUAAUUUUUGGACGAAACGAAGAGUCAAAUUUACACCAAGUGAAGUGAAGUAAUUUCAAUAAUCGAUUGUGAUGAAGCAG